AUGUCGUGCUUCACGCAGCUGUGGCAUUCCAACACGGCAGAGUCUCCCACCAGCCCAGUCCCCGCAUCUCCAAACGAAAUCCCCAUCCCCAUCAGCCCCAUUAUUGUCACCUCUCCAGGAGAUGGCAAGAGGAAGGCGAGAUCCCCAACCGACAAACCUGGCUCUCCGAACCCAACGUCUCCGAAGCCAACCUCCCCUGUUGAGUGUUCCAUUUGCUUCAACACCUACGACAACACCUUCAAGACACCCAAACUGCUCCAGUGCUCCCAUGUUUUCUGCCUGGAAUGCGUGGCCCGCCUGAGCACGGGGUUACCCCCAAACCAACCAGAGGACCAGCUCCCCUGCCCCUUCUGCAGGCAGUUGACCAGCAUCCCUCUGGAAGGCGCCCCAGCACUGGAGACCAGCAAGGAGCUCCUUGCCACGCUGCCUCCCGAGCUCCAGCAGGAGAAGGUGCUGUGGAUGGAAGGGACCAAACUCUGCUGCCGUCAGUCAUCCGACGACCCCGAGAAUCCAGACUCGUGUGUCUCCAUUGACGUUGCCAUGAGCAAGCCAGAAAGCCCAGAGGCCCCCCCAACAGGGUUAGCUGGGAGGCUGUCCCGUUGCGACAUGUGUGAUGACUGGAAGCGCAUAGUCCUCCUCUCCGCCUUGAUCAUCAUCCUGUUCUGCAUCAUUCUGUGGCCAGUCCAGUGCGCCCUGAAGACAGGGAACCUCCGCUGCUUCACAAGGACUGUUGCCAUGAGCAGGCCAGAGUAUCUGCCCCCCAAACACACCACGGCAGCGACGCCAGUGACACAACUCCCUUUCCAGUAG
This is a messenger RNA of Nestor notabilis (Kea), 810 nucleotides long. It is a transcript of the gene RNF223, whose product is annotated as ring finger protein 223. Gene Ontology annotation, biological process: protein ubiquitination. The transcript has a single exon. NCBI's taxonomy places the organism in Eukaryota, Metazoa, Chordata, Aves, Psittaciformes, Psittacidae. Bases 1 to 810 code for a protein of 269 amino acids. The record is from RefSeq and is a predicted model, not a curated record. Gene Ontology annotation, molecular function: ubiquitin protein ligase activity.